CUGUUCGGUGGCCGUGUUGGUCUCGUCGGUCAUGCGACCCGCUUCAGUGGGCAUGUCGUGCUCGUCUCGCCGCAGUUUGAUGUGCUUACUACAAUGUGUCGUGUUCGGGGUUUGCCAUGAUCGUUUUGUGCCCGUGUCUUCGACACGACACGAAUUGCCGGUCCUUUUCCGAUGCACGAACAAUGGCAGCCCCUUGCAAAUGUUGCUUGAUAGUUUAAUUUCGCCUAUGAGAAUGCUGCAAGUGUGCAGCAAAGUUUCUAUCUCCGAGUCAUUCAAUUUUUUGUUGAGUGAUGGGUCUGCUCAGCAUCAUCCGAAAGAUCAAGAGGAAAGAGAAAGAAAUGCGCAUCCUCAUGGUGGGGUUGGAUAAUUCCGGGAAGACGACCAUUGUGUUGAAGAUCAACGGAGAGGACACUAGCGUCAUUAGCCCCACUCUCGGCUUCAAUAUCAAGACUAUUACAUACCAGAAGUAUGUCCAGUUGAUGUUUUGUGGCAGGUAUAUGUUAAAUAUCUGGGAUGUAGGGGGUCAGAAGACAAUAAGAUCAUAUUGGAGGAACUAUUUUGAGCAAACAGAUGGUCUGAUUUGGGUAGUCGAUAGUUCAGACCUUAGAAGGCUUGAUGAUUGCAAAAUGGAAUUGGAUAAUCUCUUGAAGGAGGAGAGAUUAUCCGGAGCAUCCUUACUUAUAUUUGCAAAUAAGCAGGAUAUUAAAGGUGCUCUUGCACCAGCUGAAAUUGCCAAGGUUCUGAACUUGGAAGCAAUGGAUAAAACCCGGCACUGGAAAAUAGUGGGCUGUAGUGCAUACACAGGAGAGGGACUUCUUGAGGGAUUUGAUUGGUUGGUUCAGGACAUAGCUUCUCGAAUUUAUAUGCUUGAGUGACAUCUGUUUUAUAGGAGUAUUAAAAGUAAAUUGCUGGCUUUGAUCCAGAAAAUUCAUGCAAAUACAUUGGUUAUGCAGUUCCUUUCUUUUUGCCUGAUUUUUUAAUCGAUGUCCCUUACGGAAGAAACCACUAGUGACUUGCUCAGGAAACCAAAUUCAGUGGGAUGUAUUUGUAGCGGCAGAGUUGAUUGUGCGAAGCUUUUGGAACGAGUCGGUUCUGUUUUGAUGGGGGUCUGGUUCUGCUAGGUCAGAAGCAAGAUAAAAAAAUUAGCAAGGCCAGUCUCAAUGUAUUGCUGUAAACUGUUUGGUUUAAGUUUAAUGGACUGCUGGUGCAAAUGAUUGCUGUAAA
This is a messenger RNA of Syzygium oleosum, 1224 nucleotides long. Its product is annotated as ADP-ribosylation factor-like protein 2. Bases 291 to 875 code for a protein of 194 amino acids. Lineage: Eukaryota; Viridiplantae; Streptophyta; Magnoliopsida; Myrtales; Myrtaceae. Gene Ontology annotation, biological process: protein folding. The record is from RefSeq and is a predicted model, not a curated record. Gene Ontology annotation, cellular component: cytoplasm; microtubule cytoskeleton. Gene Ontology annotation, molecular function: GTPase activity; GTP binding. The transcript has 6 exons.